AGAUGCCAAACAUUGCUCAAGUAAACUAUUCAAACUCAAAGCUCGAGAUGGAACGUGGCAGAUCCGAGCUUGAUGCAAAGCUGCGCCGAUUCAGUGCAAGGGCCGAGUCGGGUAGCCCCGCUAGCAUCGCUCGCUCCGAGCAAAGAAGGGCCUCCCUGCAGGAGACUUUUCGAUCUGGAUGGACCAGACCCCCCCAGGUGGUGCCCCCCGCCAAGUCGACGGAGAGGCUGCAUGCCGAGCGCCGUUCGAGCUCACUGCCAAGUGAGAGACGAGGUGAGCCCAGAAGGGAAUCUCGAGGUAACCUUUUGCAGCUGCCAUGGUCUCAGGACUCUGCGACCAGCCUGGCUGAUCGCGUGACUUCAAGGAGCUCUUCAGGCCACCGCACAUCGAGCAGCUCCAGUCUUUCAGGGCGCUGGCGAUUUGCACGGGAGCUGCCAGGCAAAGAACUGAGCCACGAAGGUUGGCUUGCGAAACGCAGCUCUGGGAAGAUUUCUGGAAGGUGGCAGCAGCGAUACUUCCGUUUGGAAGGAUGCUACCUUCGAUACAUGCAAUCACCCAGCAGCAGCGUCAAGAAGACCUUCAACCUCAGGAAAGCACAGACUUUGAGUGUGGCGGAAGACCAACCCCGGGAGCUGAACUUGGACUUUGGACAUCGCUGUUGGCGCCUGCGAGCUGCUGAUGCUGGGGAGGCCCGGCGCUGGCUGGUGCUGCUGGAGGCAGGUCGCCUCAUGGCAGGAAGCGCAGACGACGGGGAUGCCAGCGACAGCGAUGCGGACGACUUGCAAUCCGUUUGCAGCGUGCCCAGCAGCAACUCAACAACAGCAGAAUCCCUCUCCUCCAUGGAGCCAUUGACACCCAAGUUUGGUGCAAAAGGCAGAGCAGAGAAGGUACACUGGCGGCCAGCCCCCCCGCCCAUUGCAGAUACAUUGGAGGUCAACACUCAAGAGCUUGAUCAGAAGUUUGACUCCUGGCUGCCGUUUACUGAGGAAGCCAUGCCACCGGCUCCUGCUACUCUAGUGUGUGAUGGGCUCACACGUGCGUUGCAUGCGCUUUGGCUGCAGCUCUGUGAAGCCUGCGCAGCAGCCUUGGCUGACGAGAAGCUUCGGCUCGAGGCUUCUCGCACACGACCGGCUGUGGCAGCUGAGCGUGCGAUUGCUGCACUUCUUCAAGGUCAGAGUGACACAUUUGCCGCGCGGGAGUCCCUGGAGACUUUCCUCGGUGAAUACCUGGUGCGCAUUCUUCGAAGAUUGAAGCAUUGGCUGGAGAUGUAUGACCCGCCGGCUGACGAAGUUGCCAUGAUAGCGCAGUGGCUCCUUUUCCAGGCAGAACCUGUGCUGUUCCCCUUCUGCGACCGUGCGGAAAGCUUCGCAGGAGAGCCUUUGGAGCACAGCAAGCAGACAGUGCUGUCAAUUGAACAGCUUUUGUUGCGCGAGUGGGAAUCGCGAAGCUGUGAAGAAGCUUCAGCCCUGUGCUCAUACAUUUUUGAAGGCCAUUAUGUGGAAGAGGCGGGUCGCGUGAACCUUGCUCAGCUGCUCCGCCGCCUUGACGAUGCGGUGGGCGCUUGGCGGCCCUGGCGGAGCCACGACGCUGCCUGCAACCGAGCCGCUUCUGUUCUCGUGGCCACUCUCAAUGCAGCUUUGCGGUCACAUCAUGCAGCUAGCCGGGCUCUGGUUAUGGAAGCAGCAAAGUUGAGAACAUCACGGAGAAGAACUCUCCCAAAGAUGCUGGACGUGGGACGACAAGCACUACAGGAGUUACAGAAAGUCGGUUCCUGCAAAAGUGAUGCUAGAGACCAGAAAGUCUCUGAAGAGCUAGUGGCAGUGGCAGCAGAGGAUGCCGUGCAGUUAGCAACCUUUUGCUGCAGCGCAGUGCCUCUGGAGGGCUGGGCAGGAGCUAAGAAAGUUUGCGAAGAGGUUCUUCAUGCUUUCGCUGCUGCCUUUGAAUCAGAGGCUUCUUCGCUAACCUCUGCUUUGGCCAUCAUUCAUCAUCACCAUCGGCGCCACGCACUGAAGAUUGAGAGCUUCGAUACUUUGCUUCGCAAAAAUGCUGGCAACGCAGGUAUUCUACCACCUGCAACCAUCAGAGAAUGGGCUCGAUUCCUCGAGGGAUUCUCUGAUGUGCUUCAGCGGCGAAUAGGUGGUUCAGUGGUGGAAUUGCUUGCCUUUGCUUGGGUACAGAACUUUGUGCGAGCACCGCCACAGUUGUCUGUGUGGGGGAACCGCUUAUUUAUUGCUUUCGACGCAGACGAGGCCGCCCUCACUUCACUUGCGCCGGACUCUCCAGAGUUGCAAAAGUUUGUGCAGCUUAUAAAUAUCAUGCGCAGCUUCCUCCAAGAAGGCGUACCACGCAGGUGGCAAGAUUUGGGAAAAGCAGAAAGGACACUACAGGAACUACUAGCUGAGGACCAGGGAAGGGCAUUGGCUCAAGCCCUGUGGCAGAGCGCAACGCGCUAGUCCAGUGUGUUCAGUCCGCUAAGUCCAUGACUGUAAACUUCUAACCUCCACGUUCCUUCCUUUCCUUUGGAGAACGUGGACUUCAGCGACCAGGACUCGGUCAAGAGCGAAUAGCAGUGCACAAUAUGAUGCAAUACGCAGCAUGCAUCCAUCAAAUUGAUACACCAAUGAAUCCGAUUGGAACAUUUGCCUUAGUGCAUCAUUCGUUUUUGGCCCGACGUUGGUGAGCGUCGCUUGCAGUAUAUUUAGUUGUUGCCUUGUAAAGAAGAAGGCGUUUUGGACUUUUAUCCAGGAGAUUUCUCACUCUGCAAACUUUGCAGUUUGCCAUGUGCAUGGCAAAGGUUGGGACUUCUUUUUGAUGCCCACAUUCACACCUUAUCUUUGCACAGAGCAUCAUGCAAGCAUGGUGAAGAGGCUUCCCAAGACAACCCUCUUCAGACAGCCUCUCAAGCCUCCACAAGAGGCUUCACUUACUGAAAUUGUGGCAUAAGCCCACUUAGCGAUCCUGUGUGCUCACCAGAAGCUCCGGAUAGCUGAACCUGUGAAUGUUCCAAAUGAGCACAAAGCAAAUCUGGG
Molecule: messenger RNA, 3029 nt
Organism: Durusdinium trenchii
Lineage: Eukaryota; Dinophyceae; Suessiales; Symbiodiniaceae
Source: the annotation of a GenBank genome assembly